Micromonas pusilla CCMP1545 is the source of this 2031-nucleotide messenger RNA. RefSeq lists its product as uncharacterized. The record is from RefSeq and is a predicted model, not a curated record. The transcript is spliced from 2 exons. NCBI's taxonomy places the organism in Eukaryota, Viridiplantae, Chlorophyta, Mamiellophyceae, Mamiellales, Mamiellaceae. Gene Ontology annotation, molecular function: RNA methyltransferase activity. Bases 1 to 2031 code for a protein of 676 amino acids. Gene Ontology annotation, biological process: RNA methylation.
AUGAAGAAGGACAAGAAGCGACCGAUCGGCGGCGACGGAAGGGGCGACGGAGGCGCGCGCGAGCGACCCGGCGGAGGCGACGACGCGCGCGCCGCGAAGCGAUGGCGCGGAGGGAACGAGAAAAAGCGCACGAAGCACGCCGCCGCCGGGACGAGCGACGGGCGCGGCGUCAAGCCGACGACGAAGAACGCGCUGCGGACCGCGCAGCUCGACAAAGCGCAGCUGCUUCUGUUUCGAAAGUUCGACUACGGCGCGCUGCUGUGGCGGAAGUACUACCGCGCGCAGGGCAUCUUCCGCGACGACGACGAGCUCGACGACACCGCGGCGGCGUUCGCGACGCCGCUGCCCGUGACGUUCCGCCUCCACGCGACGGACGCGCGCGCGAACCAUCUGAAGAAACGCCUGAAGGAGCUGCAAAAGGUCGCGCUCGUGAAGCCACUGCCGUGGAUGCCGAAUCGCGAGGGAUGGCAGGUGGUCUCGACGCGCGCCGCGGGCGACGACGAAGACAGUCAUCAUCGUCAUCAUCGUCGGCGUCGGAGAGAGAAACUCCCCGCCGCCGUCGCGGAGGUCGUCGACCGCGGCGCGACCGCCGGGUUACUCGCGAGACAAGAGGCGGUUUCGAUGCUCCCCGUGCUCGUGCUGAGACCGCACCUGCGCGCGGGGGACAAAGUCCUGGACGUAUGCGCGGCGCCGGGGAACAAGACGACGCAGCUCUUGGAGAUCGUGUCGCCGCCAGACUCCGCGCGGUCGUCGCCGCGCGGGCCCGGCGUCGUCGUCGCGAACGACGCGCACCCGAAUCGAAUCAAGACGCUCAGGGAAGCGAUCGAGCGCCAUAAGCGAUCGGAUCUCGAGAUGCAGUCGCUCGUGAUCACGUGCGCGAUGGGGCAGGAUCUCCCGGCGCCGACGUUCGAGGACCGCGCGAGGUCGAGCCGCGGCGGCGGCGGCGGCGGCGGCGGCGCGUCGACUUCCGCGUCGACGUCGACGUCGCGACGGCGGCGCGGAUACGACGCCGUGCUCGCGGACGUCCCUUGCAGCGGCGACGGCACGCUCCGCAAAGACCCGGACGUCCUUCGACGCUGGCACCCCGGCUUAGGGAACGCGCUGCAUCAGACGCAGCUCGCGAUCGCGUCCAGAGCGGCGGCGUUGACGCGACCGGGAGGGUAUUUUCUAUACAGCACCUGCGCGUUGAACCCGGUGGAGGACGAGGCCGUCGUCGCGUCCGUGCUUCUCGGGCCGGGCGGGGAGCGGUUCGAGAUCGUGGACGGGUUCAUGGACGACGCGGGGUUGCAAAAGAUGCGGCGAAGGGAAGGGGUGAGGACGUGGGGGGUGUGCGAACACGCGUUCGCGGGCGGCGACGGCGCGCGAGGCGACGGGCUCGGAAGGUUCGACUCCGACUCGGACGGCGCCGGUUCGGAUUCUGAUUCCGACGAUGCCGACGACGUCGCGCUGAGAUGGUACGACACGUACGAGGACGCGGAGAAGGCGGGGAUGCCCGCGCGCGCGCCGAGCAUGUGGCCGCCGAGCGACGCGGCGCUCGGAGGCCGAGACUUGCACUUGGAGCGGUGCGCGCGUUUUUUGCCGCAGGACGGAGACACCGGCGGCUUCUUCGUCGCUCUGCUCAAGCGCGCCGCCGCCGACGACGCCGACGACGCCGACGUGACGGACGCGCGCCUCACGCGGACGCAGAGGCACGCGGCCGCCGCGGCGGCGCGCGCGAGCGGGGACGUCGCCGACCCCGUGCGGCCGCUUCCUUUCGGCGAGGCGGACGCCAUCGCGUCUCGACUCGGGUUGCGAGCGCGCGACGCCGCGCGUCUGUGGAUGGGCGAGCGCGGGACGGUCACGCUGACGCCAUCCGCGUCGCCGGACAUCGCGGAUCUCGGACCGGUCUCGUGCGCGGCCGCGGGCGUGAUCGCGCUCGCGCCGAGAGUCCUCGCGCACGGCGAGGACGAGGACGACUUUUUCCCGUACGACUUUACCACCGCGGGCGCCGCCGCGUUGGGCGCGAUCGCGCGGAAACGACGGUCAUGCUGA